Messenger RNA from Linderina pennispora, 1016 nucleotides. RefSeq lists its product as uncharacterized. The transcript is spliced from 2 exons. The record is from RefSeq and is a predicted model, not a curated record. NCBI's taxonomy places the organism in Eukaryota, Fungi, Kickxellomycota, Kickxellomycetes, Kickxellales, Kickxellaceae. Bases 321 to 1016 code for a protein of 231 amino acids.
UAAGAUGUGCCGAUCCUAGCACCCAGUCGCUCAUGCACAUCCUGCCGAAGCGAGGUCGUUCCAAUUAUAGCGUCCCCGUAUGAUUUUUUUGGGAAAAUAAAGAGGCAGAUUCUCACUUUCAAUGCGUGGAGCCGUUGAAAGCAGCUGGCCCAGCGAGUUUGUUUAUAAGCACAGCAAAGCGGCUCCCCGAGUGCCAAGAGCUGAAAAAAGCUCAAAACCCCUUUUCUCCUUUUUCUUUCUCUUCCUUUUCUACCCUCCCCAUCGACACCCUUCCCCUAUCUCCUCACUACUCAGCGCAGCCCCUGAUAUCACAUACAACAAUGGCACCAAUCACACUGUCGCGGCCGCGCAUCCUGAUACUGCUGAUAGUCCUGGGCAUUGUAGGCACCAGCGUCGUGCUGACCUCGGACCGGCAUAACUACUGGGGCGCGUUCCCGCCGCCUGAGCACGAGCAAGUGCCUCCGCCCAAGGAGCUUUCGCCGCAGGAGAAGGAGCGCGAGCUGUUCUCAAAGCUGGCGAUCGUGUUCCCGGUGAACCACAACACAGACAUGCAGUUCUACAAGAACAUGUGGCUGCGCGACUACCUGCACCCGGUGUGCGAUUUCGACGGGCCGGAUUGCAAGAUUGUGUGCAACCAGGAGUCGACGUACCAUACGCUGGACCAGAAGACGUUCUGCUUCUCGCGGGCGCUCAAGAACUACAAAGAUAUUGAGUUCUUUAUCAAGCUCGACGACGACUCGUUUAUCGACAAAGACUAUAUCAAAAGGCUGAUGCUUGAGCACCAGGGCUCGAAGAAGCCCGUUUAUAUCAGCGACCACACAAGGUUCCGCGAUCCCUGGAACGAGGGCACACUGGACCACGUUCUGUACGGCAAUGGCAAGUUCUACAUGUUCAACAUGAACCUAGUCAGGUGCCUGGACGUGGAGUUCAAGUACAAUGGCCCGCGCAAUGAGGACGCGGUGUUUGGCGGCAUGGUCACGUCGGGCUACGUACAAGAACAAGAACAAGUACAUUGA